AGCAAUUUGAAAAAUUCUUUUGAAUGCUUAAUACGACGUUAGCAUAAGCUGUUCAAAACAUCAUUGUAUUUAAAAAGCAAAAUAGUAAUUGUUAAGUGAAUGAUAAUAUGAACUGCUAAACCGUUGAUUAUUUGGUUGUCGGAAAAAACGACCUAAAACAUACAUGUAGGAACGUAAAAAACGAACGUUACAUGAAAUUGGUUGUAAUUAAGUUGUUGGGGUUAUAUAACUUAUAAUUUAGGAAAUGAAAAGUAAUUUUGUUGAAAAAGUAUGGUGUUGUGCUCCAGUCCAGUGCGCGGCAGUGGGUGUGAUCUACAAGGUUGUUGUGUGAUGUCCACAGUAGGAGACCGAAAAUUGACAGUGUUGGUCAAGCGUAUAUCAGAAUGACCAAUGAGACACCUAGCGGAGAAAGCGGCGAGAAGAAAAAAGAAGAAGACAUAAUAGAGAAAUGUAUAGGUCCUUUUGGACGAUGGCAGAUAUGGGUGUGUUGUUUGGCAGGGAUUGCAAAGUUUCCCACCUCCUGGCAUAUGAUGAGCAUCAUAUUCUUGGCGCCACCCAUCAAAACCUCUUGCGUGGACAGCAAUGUUACGGAUCUGUGCUCGAAUGAAUGUCCUGGGAUAGAGUAUGAUACAACUAUUUUCUCGUCUACCAUCACAACAGAGUGGCAUCUAGUUUGUGAUAAGAAGUAUUUGGUGAGCGUGUCUCAGUCAGUACUGAUGCUUGGCAUAUUGCUUGGUAGCGUGCUGUUUGGAUAUCUUUCUGACAGAUUUGGUCGUCAUAAACCAAUGGUGUUCGCUAUAGCUCUGCAGUCAAUGGCAGGUCUUGUAGCAGCUUUUUCUCCAUGGUUCUUUUUGUUCGUAAUCAUGAGAUUUUUAGCUGCAGUAGCAACGGCUGGUACUUUGCUAAUUAGCUUCGUGUUGCUUAUGGAAGUUGUAGGAACGAAAUACAGGAUGAUACUAGGCUGUCUCAGUCAUAUACCAUACUUUGUAGGCCAUGCAUCUAUGGUAGCUAUAAGUUAUUCCCUGCGAGACUGGAGAGAAUUUCAAAUAGCCAUAUCCGCGCCCACUAUCAUCCUCCUAGUCUAUUUCUGGAUCCUACCUGAGUCACCCAGAUGGCAGCUUUCAGUGGGCAAAAAAGAACAAGCAAUUUAUACCCUCCAAAAAGCGGCAGCAUAUAAUAAACUGCCAGUUGAAAAUAUCGAGCGUGACGUCACAGCCGAUUUGCAAAAACGCACAGUAAAUAAUGUUGAGAAAAAGAAAGGGAAUCUGUUGGAUUUGGUCAAGACAAGGAUUAUUCUUACGUAUACAUUAUUGAUGUGUGUUUGUUGGUUGGUGUCCGGGUUUUGCUACUAUGGAGCAAACCAAUACGUAGGUCAACUUGGAGGUGACAUCUUUCUGAAUGUUGCUCUGUCAGCGUUAAUCCAACUUCCUAGCAACUUUUUCGCUUGCUGGUCGGCGACUGUAUGGGGAAGGAGAAAGACUUUAAUGUUUGCUUACACAAUAGCUUCAAUGGCUUUAGGAGGAAUGAGUUUCCUUCCGAAAGACCCCUCGUGGCUGAAACCAGCGUUUGCCUGCCUGGGCAUAUUCGGCAUCACCCUCAGUUUCGUCACCAUCUACACCUACUCAAUAGAACUGUUUCCCACUUUCAUUCGCAAUGCCGGAAUGGGCGUAACGUCGAUGUUCGCCAGAGUGGGGUCAAUGUUGGCCCCCUUCGCAGCAACUUGGGGAGGAGGGGCCGACAAUUGGUUGCCUCCAACUAUAUUUUCUGUGGCCUGUACUGUGGCUUCUUUGGUGUGCUUAAAGCUACCGGAAACUCUUGGGAAGGAUCUGCCUGAGACUGUGGAGGAUACCGAAAGGCUCGAGAUGAAGAAGAUAAAGAAAUGAUAUUCUAGAUUGUAUUUGCUUAUGUUAUGUGCUUUAGCCUCUAUGUGGGUAUGAAUUACGAUUUAUAAGAGUAAUAAGAUAUUUUUGGAACAAGCAACAAGUAACGUUAUAGCGGUUAGAUACUGCUAUAUGGUUAGAAAAGAUUAUGACUUUGUAAGCUUGUAAAUUUUAUAAUUCAAUAUUUUUAUUGAAAUAUAUAAUGACCUUGAACUUUUAUUGUCUUGAAUGUGUUUCGAUACUGGCAUGUCACUAUUUUCCGUCGGUCUGUCUGCUAAUCUUUGACCUCUCUAUAACUUGGGAAGCACUGCGCGGAUUAUGAUGAAAUUUUGACACAAAGUUGCUUCUUUUAUUCGUCAUUGUCUGUCAGAGCGGUGUCUGGGAAAUUUGCUCUUGAUUGAAGUAAUGUAGCUCAGUAGGUCUGUGAGGUCUGGUUGCCCAGAUACCAGACAACGUCAGAGAGAAAGAAGGGAAGAUGAAAGGAAGUAAGGGGAAGAGCAAAGAGGAGGAAGUGCGUCUGUUUGUAUGUGUGUAAAAACUGUAAUCUUGGUUGUGCCUAAAAUUGCACGAUUUAGUUCUGUUCACAGUGCGAACCGUGACCUUGUGUGCUUGCGAACUGGCUCGACUGUGUAGUCUACUGACUCACGCGAUUCUGCUUGACUAAAACUUAGCUGCGGCUGUUGUUUGGUGUAGUCCUUUAGGUAAGGAAUGCCGAGCUCUCUGUGAAGUAUCUCGUUGGGGACCCACCAUGGGGCGUUAGUGACUGCUGUUCUGCAGAACCUGCAGACUAUGAAUAUGCGUUUUGGCGAUGAAACACUAUGCUGCACGUAAGUGAUUGCUGGAAUAAUAACCGUCUUGUAUAGCGGAACUUUGUUGAUCAAACUUAAUUUUGAGGUUCUGCAUAGAAUAGGGUGGAGUUGCCGAAACGUAAUUUGGAAUUUGGUUUUAACGCUUCAGUGUGCUUCUGCCAAGUCAUCUCCUUGUCAAGAGUAACAUCAGGAUAUUUGAAAGAAUCUUCCCAUGGUACGGACUCCAUAUACUGAAACCUCAGACGGUGCGCCGCAUAGUUUUUCGCAGAGAUGUGUUUUCGAGUGAUUCAUUUUCAUCACCAAUCACCAGAAUAUACAAUAGACUUCACAAUCGCUGGGAAAAAGACGUCAUAAGUGAAAAGUGAAUACAAGAUUGGUCCGAGAACCGAACCCUAAGGAGCAUCGGCUCUGAUGGGCUUUAUUAACUUUGAUCCGAAAUUUGCUACCUUUAAAAAAGGAUUUAAAAAGUUUGAAGAGCCAAGACUCAAGGUUAAUUACUAUAUUAGAAACGAAAACGGUUUUAGUUAGAAGUUUUUGAAAAUCGAGCCAGUGGUCGAGGAGAAAGGAAAAAAUAAAUAUAUAAAAAUCGCUCAGCGGUUUUUUAUUGUCUUAGAGGCUGCUGCCCUUUUUACAAAUCAUUUAUGUGCACGUAAAUGCUGUUUUGUGCCCGUUUACACCGUGUGAUAAGCGUGGCCAGGCCUACGGGGUAUGCAUACAAGCACUUGGCUGCCUAGAGUGUAAACUUGGCCAGUGAAGCUGUUUUAAUAAAUUUGUAACCUGUGGCUCGUAGGCCCUAAGAGGAACAACCUAUUUCGCUUAUGGUUAACUUUAUUCUGUUUAAUCUUUGUUGUUAGGUUUUGCAUGGUAGUCAUUCCUUUGCUUACGGUAACAUUUCCGUUAACCUACGAGGGUUGUCCCUAAGAUAUGAUUUCGAACGCUGUGGGUGCUUGAUAUAAUAAAUGUUACAAUCAUUCUAUUGCCAACUAUUUAUGAGAAGAUAAUUAUGGAAAUGUAGUAAGAUGCACCCCACGUUUUUACUCUAAAUUGGAUUAUUCUGGUAAUUUAUUAUAAUUUUAUUUUGAGGUCAUUAAUUAUGAUUUAUUGUUCGACCAUCUAUUACUGUAAUAUAAACUCUUAGAAAUUAAAAA
Molecule: messenger RNA, 3837 nt
Organism: Acanthoscelides obtectus
Lineage: Eukaryota; Metazoa; Arthropoda; Insecta; Coleoptera; Chrysomelidae
Source: the annotation of a GenBank genome assembly